Cheilinus undulatus (humphead wrasse) is the source of this 2352-nucleotide messenger RNA. It is a transcript of the gene tsc22d3, whose product is annotated as TSC22 domain family, member 3. NCBI's taxonomy places the organism in Eukaryota, Metazoa, Chordata, Actinopteri, Labriformes, Labridae. The record is from RefSeq and is a predicted model, not a curated record. Gene Ontology annotation, biological process: regulation of transcription by RNA polymerase II. The transcript has 3 exons. Bases 396 to 1025 code for a protein of 209 amino acids.
AAAAAAAGUACAGGAGAAAAAAGUGAUAAGCAGCUUCUGGGUUUUUCUUUCAAGCUCACUCCUGCUGAAUCGGGUUGAGGGAGCGUGAUUGUGUGCAUGUGUUUGUGGGGCGUUCUCUCUGUCUCCUGUCACAGUAGCGGCACAGCGGAGGACCCUGAACAAAAGGCUAAACGCAGCAAAGCCACAGGAGGAGAAAACUCAGGGAUUGCAGAGUGGCCCAGCGUGACUGCAACUUCUUAAGGGAGGAACUCAACCUGCUGUUUCUACCUUCCUGGUUGGCCCUGAAGAGGAGACACAAGACAAGCCCGUCUCUCUGUUUUGUUUCUAAUCCAGUCUCUGCUGAGAUUCCUACACCUGCCCCCGGACACCCCCUCUUCAAUCCACCUGUUUCCGAGAUGUCUGAUGAUGACUGCCGCUCACCCAUCGGCCUGGACUGCUGCAGCUGCUGCCUGGACCUGGCCAACAGUGGUGAUGACUCCAUGUCUAGCAGUCCAACUGAAGGCCUACCAGGGAGUCCCAGUAGCCCCAGUGUCAGCCACUUCCGCCAGCUCCGAAACCAGCUGAUGUACCAGAACCUGAACACGGACAAGCUGAACAACAUCAUGAGGCAAGACUCGCUGGAGUCGGUGGUGAGGGACCCCUGCUUCCUGCUCAAUGAGGGGAUCUGCAACAGUGAUAUUGACCAGACCAUGCUGUCCAUACUGCUCUUCUUCCACAGUGCCUCUGGUGCUAGCGUUGUGGCCAUCGACAACAAGAUUGAACAGGCCAUGGACCUCGUAAAGAAUCACCUGAUGUACGCCGUACGUGAGGAAGUGGAGAUCCUCAAAGAGCAGAUUAAGGAGCUGGCAGAGAAGAACAACCAGCUGGAGCGUGAGAACUACCUGCUGAAGAACCUGGCAAGUCCAGAGCAGCUAGAGAAGUUCCAGUCUCGUAUCCCGACAGACGUGCUGGACAAUCGGAGCUCCCAGCUGACCCCAGACCACCAGCAGCAGACCUGCAUCCACAGCACAGGCUCUGCUGUGUAAGUGGCUCUGCCUUGGGGCGGGCAGAGCCACUGUCUCCUAACAGUAAUGGACCUCCAUUUUGAACGUAAGCGUUACAAAAUAUCGCCGCCGCCGCUGAGAAAACCUUCGACACGUUGAAGGGGAAGCAUUGCGGCUGUAAAUGAUCGAUGGGACUCAAAAAGAACUGUUGACACUGAUAAGCACAAAACAGAACUUUAAGACGCUCUGACUGGUGUGGUGUCAGGCGCAUCCUCAGACACCGUCCAACUCUUUGUCGUAGUCUCCAUGUAGACAAAAGCGCUGAGAAUAGAGAGCGGCCUGACUAAGACACAGAUGAGCGCUUGCUUUAAGAUUUGCCGAACUCUCCCAACAGCCACCCUUCUGCUCCAGAGAAGGGUGUGAGGGCUGGUUGGGCUCGCCCUGCAGGUGCUAACUUGGAAAGUGCAGGGGCGAUCCUCAGAGAGGAGACCUAUCUGAAGCGGUCUCGAUGAGAGGAACCCCCAUCAUAAGGAUAUGUCCGAACCCCAAAAAAACGAGUUUCAAGGACUAGCAGUAAGAAUUUUCAGCCAUAUACCAAGGAGGACUUCCACUGUACCUACAAUGUAUUACUCAUGGUUCAUGUACAUUUAAGCAUAACACAAAUAAUCAACAGGAUAAGCUAAAGAAUCAGAGGGAAGGUUGGUGCAGUAUAGCCUGCUAGAGCUGGUGGACCGCUGCAGUAUCACUAUACUGUCAUGAUUCAUAACAUGUUAUCUUGUGUUGUCUGUAGCUGGGGCUUGCUGCUUAUGGGUGACAUUAAUCCUGCUUUAUUGUCUGUUUUUGUUAAUGAUUCUAAACAAAAAUCAGCUGUUUGUAAAAUAGGAGCAUUGUACAGAGUAUUUUGUUAUUAAGAGGGGCAACAUGUCUGCCCUUCUGUUUGCCCUGAGCUCCUCAGAGUCAAAGAUUACUACAUUGUACAAAAAAUGGAGAGCUAGCUAUUGUCGCUGCAGAUGCACUCCUGAUUUGAGGCAGCGUCGUCCAGUAUCUGGUCUUACUCAGAUGCCAAAUCUUGAAAAACAAUGGCAUGACAACAGUGCCUGUCCAUUCUAAGAGAGGAACACAUUUCCACAACGAGCUCUGCUGUUGUUUUCUAGCUACCAAAGACUUUUGCCUUUUUAUUUCUCACGAGAAAACAGGACCAUGUGUAAGAGUUCACAGGGAGAAGUCUUUUUUGUAGCUAGAGCUGAAGUUUUUAUGUGUUUUUGUAAAGAUAAUGGUAUUGUUGCUGUAAUGUAUCCUCUAAAAGGUUGUUCACUCUGGUGUUUGGAUACGACUGCACAUUUGCAAUAAACCUUAUGUUUACAGAAUA